CUCACUUUCCUUCAUCCUGUCCCUUCAGCUCCCUCAAAGCCCUCACUCUCCCCUCGUCCUGUCACCUCACCCCGAGCACACCACCCGCCCAGAGCGAGAGCUCAAGGCCGUGGUGUUCUCCUGGCCCACAGAUCCCAGUCCGGACCACACAUCCAUCCGAGCCCCCUCGGGAAGAGGGCGAGAUCCCCGCCGCUCGGUUUUGUUUCAAUGCCCUGGGAACCCUGUCUACAAAAAUGACAGCUCGAGCCCUCUGGCUUCUCUGUUUGAUCAUCGGAUGGUCCCCCGCAGCCCCGGUGGCGGAGAGAAAAGCCCCGCCGCCGCACCGAAAGCCCGGCGCCCGGGAAACGCCGGGGCCGCGCGCGCAGCCUCUGCCCGAGUUCGCGCGCCGGCCGCGAGCCGCGGACGCAGGGCCGCGCGCCUGGCCCGACCCCCGGCGCCGGAAGCCCGCGCCGCCCGCGCCGCCCGCCGACAACCGCGCCGGCUUCCGGGAUGCGGCGCGCUCGCCCGCAGGGCUUCCGGGCCCGCGCCUGGCCCAGGCGGACAACCGCGCGUCCCCGCCCGAGGACUCCCCGCGGCGCGCGCGCUCUCGGGGCCCGCGACCCCAGGCCGCGCGCGCCUCCGGCCCCGCCCACCCGAACCGGCCGCGCGCCGCCGCGCAGCCCUCCGGAAGCCCGCGGGCGCUGGCGCCCGAGCACGCCGAGCCGGACACCCAGUCCUGCGCGCGCGCCUGCAGCGCGGACGCGGACGAGCGCGAGGCUUACUGCGCCAGCGAAUUCGCAGCCGUGAAUGGGAUCGUGCACGACGUGGACGUGUUGGGCGCGGGCAUGCGGCUGGUUACUCUGCUGGUGGACCCCGACGGGCUGUACAAGAUGAGCCGCCUGUACAUCACUCCCGACGGCUUUUUCUUCCGAGUGCACAUACUAGCCCUGGACUCCUCCAGUUGCCAUAAGCCGUGUCCAGAAUUUAAACCUGGAAGCCGGUAUAUUGUGAUGGGUCACAUCUACCAUAAGCGGCGGCAGCUACCUACUGCUCUGCUCCAAGUCCUGAGAGGACGCCUGCGUCCAGGAGACGGACUGCUCAGGGGUAGCAGCAGCUAUGUGAAAAGAUUUAACCGAAAUCGGGAGUGGCAAGUUCGAGGUGCCAGCCACACCCGGUGCAUCUGAACAGACCCGACUUGGCACUUGUGAACUCGGCAGUAAGACACGGAAAGCUGGUCUUCACAUAGCAGGGCUCUUUCUAUUUGAAACUGGGCCCACAGCUUAAGAACUCCUUGUGCAGCUUAACUUCAAAGCUGCCACUUCAUUUACAGAAUGCUGACAAGGUGUGCUCCAGAGCACAGUGGGGGAGUUCGGCAAAGCAGUAACAGAGUGAACACACACUUGACCUGCCCAAUCAACAGACCACACCACUUCGUGUCCUUUUUUUUAAGUUAUUUUAAUUUAAUACAUUUUUUUCCAGUAGAAAUAGUACACAAAACCUUUCUUGAAUUUAAAUAUACAACUUUGAAUAGUA
Phodopus roborovskii (desert hamster) is the source of this 1512-nucleotide messenger RNA. It is a transcript of the gene CUNH17orf58, whose product is annotated as chromosome unknown C17orf58 homolog. The coding region runs from base 234 to 1163 and encodes 309 amino acids. NCBI's taxonomy places the organism in Eukaryota, Metazoa, Chordata, Mammalia, Rodentia, Cricetidae. The record is from RefSeq and is a predicted model, not a curated record. Gene Ontology annotation, molecular function: protein binding. The transcript has 5 exons.